This is a messenger RNA of Rhopilema esculentum, 3551 nucleotides long. RefSeq lists its product as uncharacterized. Lineage: Eukaryota; Metazoa; Cnidaria; Scyphozoa; Rhizostomeae; Rhizostomatidae. The record is from RefSeq and is a predicted model, not a curated record. Gene Ontology annotation, cellular component: plasma membrane. Gene Ontology annotation, molecular function: G protein-coupled receptor activity. Gene Ontology annotation, biological process: G protein-coupled receptor signaling pathway.
CGACGAUUUCGUUUUUCUAUUCGUUUAUCUAUGCGGGUGUUUGCACAAAUACAGAUGCUUUGCGAAUGAUGUGUUAACAAAUAUUUUGCAAUGUUUGAGCAUUCUGCUUACGAAUUUACCGAGCAAUCUUUCUAUAUGCUAAACAUCUGUACUUAGUUUACAGAAAAAUUGCAAUCUCGCACAUUUGACAACUAAAUAUGGAAGAAUGCAAAUUACUUGCAGAGCAGAUGACAUGCUAAUGUAAAAGACUUAGCAGUAAUUUUGAAUAUUGAAAGCUGGUCAUAGAUUAAUACAUUUCAACAUGGAAGUAACAGCUAAAUCGCCAUUAACACCAAGAGGUUUAUCCUGUUUGGCUUUUGGACGCGCUAUUUCCUCCAUCGCGGCAGAAUUUCUAUUGAUCAAAUAUUUAAAGGGAUAAUCCCAACCUGACUAGAAUAGAUCAAUCUGGCGAGUGUUGAAUAAGAAUAAAUUGGAGAGAAAUCGCAGCAUCGAGGUUAUUGGAACAAGACAAGUGACAUGAGAAGAAGGGAAUUCAGACACUGAAAACUUCAGUAAAUUCUUUCACUCUUCGUGGGGUCAUUUCUAAACGCGAAGCCCGAACACUGAACAUUGUUUAUUAUAGACUCCAGAACCAAAAUACACAACGAGAAACGGCUAUUGUCGACACUUUUGAGCACUGGUCCUCCAUCACGGCAAUGUGUGAUUAUCGUUAACAAAGAGCCUGUGUUCAAGAUACAGGUAAAUUUCCACAAGCAUCUAGUAUUUGAUCAACUCUCAAAGGCAUCUAGCUUACUGAAAACUUCAAAGGUAGAUUUUUGUCAGUUCAAGAAGACAACUUAAUGAGGGCGGUUAACACGUUCCAGCACUUCUACCAAAUGGAGAUGGAUAGUGAUGCUCACUACAUGGGUAAUGAUACCAAAAUGACUUCAGCGCUUCGAGUUUGGUGCGUGUAUACAUCGUUAGGUUACGAAAAAUCUCGCAUAUUCAAGAUCAACUUGUUAACUGUUGCCGUUAUGAAUAGUAUAUUUGCAGUAUCUGCAAUAAUCCUCAACGCUUUGGUACUGACGGCAUUUCUUCGAAAUCGCAAUAUUCUAAAAGGCUCUAAUAUCAUUCUUUUUGGGCUAUGCAUAGCUGACUUCGUCAGUGGCGUCAUUGUACAAGUUCCUAUUUCCGUUGUUCUCUUCAUGGUUUUCGCUCGUGGAAACGAAGGCAUGGAUUGCAUUUUAUUAACCUUUGCCUCAAUUUCAGGAUAUAUAUUUGUUGGGAUCUCUCUUUUGACAGUUUCGUUUGUUUCUCUCGAAAGAUUUAUCUCAAUAUUUUACCCGUACGUUUAUGAGCGCGUCUUUACGAAAAGUACAAUGGUGUUCGGUUCUAUUCUCAUCUGGUCUGCGAUGAUAGUUCUGAACUUAUACUGCUUUUUCGCGCAAGAGAGGAUGGCAUUUUAUGUAGUCCAGAGCGCCGUUAUAUCUUUAACAUACGUAUGGACAAUUAUUGUCUACUUCAAGAUUUUGAAGCAAGUACGUAAAAUAACGAAAGCGGAGGCAGAACUUACGCGGCGCUUUCAGAAGAAAGAGGCCGAAAGAGAGCUGAAGGCGAAUCGCAUUGUCAGGUUCGUGAUCCUGUCUCUUUUGACUUGCUAUUCAUUGCAAGUAGUUGUUGCCAUGUUUCAAUCACUGGGCGGCAAUAUACGCGUUAUCGACAAUUACGUGUAUUUUUGGUCGUUUACGUUUGGGAUCGUCAAUUGUAGCCUUAAUCCGUUGAUCUACUGUUAUUGUAACUCGGAAAUCCGUAAAAAGGUUUACGAGUUGAUUCGAUUUGCAAAAAGAGGCAUCGAAACUUCAAGUGAGACUUUCAGGCCUACACAUAACCAAGAACCAGUCGGAAACAAUUGAGGCCCGGAGUAUUAUUAUGGGAUUGUAUCUUCAGCACAAGUCCAAAUAUCAUCGCAGUUUAUGGCGACAUAUUGGAAGACACACAACAAACUUGUGCAAUUUAGCAGAAUUUUAACAGCACUUGACACGUAAUUCAAAUGAUAUUGACAUUUGUCCACCUUCGUGACAAUGAAUGGAAGAUGAAUGCAUGACUGUUAGUUGCUCAUUACUUAACUUCAGAUGCAGCUGAGGAAAUGAUCAUUUACUGAAAGGGGAAACGAACAGUGUACACAUUUACUUGAGCCUUUGGACAAAGUUUCAUGUUUACCAUUUAUUCGAGAGACUUUAAUAUCAUAUAAAAUAUUUUCGUAACUAGCUACAAAAUAUAUCACAUUAUAUAGAAAGCUUUAAAUCUAUCUCAAAUAAAGCUUUCAUUUAACCAUUGAGGAGUUGGCAACUUAUUUUUGUUUAAAAUUGAUUAUCACUAUAACUGUAAUCAAUAACAGCCUACUUUGAUGUAUUCAACGAAGAAAGCUGCAAAAAAUAAUAUUCUCAUUACUUUGCGAGAGGAAAUGACAGCUGUUCCAUUUCUAGCAUUGUACUAAGGCAUCGCUUUUACUAUUGAAUGGUUCAUUCAUAAACUGCCAGUGAAUUGUAAAUCAUUAGGCCCUGUGAAAGUAAUAUUACACUAUGGUCAUGGAAAUUGCAAUAGCUAUACCAUAUAACAAUAGUUUGUGAUACAGAUGCAGUUAUAAAUGAAAUUGCAAGAUAGCUUUUGUCACACAGAAUUUGAGCCUUAAGUGUAUUUUAAUAUGCCAGUAGUCGAAAAUUGGGACACUCGUCCGUGUGUCAUUGAAUGACUGAGAUCGAAAGAGAGAAAGUAAAAACAAGCAGAGAAAGGGCAAAGACAGCGUUAGUUUUAAGGGGCCAGGGGUGUACACAGAUGCAGAAAGUGUUACCUUAAACAAACUUGACAAAGACGACAAAUAGCCGAUAUCAAAAUUAAAAAAAUCUUAAGAUGAAGGCCCGACUGAAUUUUUACUACAGUUAUUCUUUAAUCUUAGGUUUUUUACUUGAUUUGGUGUUCGCAAUUGAAAUUCCUUUAUUUUUACCGAACGAUUCCUACAUUCUGCGAAAAAUUAUUUCAGAUGGUCGACUUUCUUAUAACACAACAAUAUUGAAAUCACAUCACCACAAAACAAAUUUACAAUACCACAAUAUGGUAACAAAACGACGUAAGAGUAACCCCCGCUGGAGAUCUGAACAAUUUAUAGUGAUUUGUAUGCGGCACAAUUCCAUAAAAUGCAGAAUCUAGCUGUAGAAAGUUUCAUUGCCCAUUCAGCAAAAUAAUAAAGCUGGUUCGCGAUAAGAAUAACAAAAUCAACAUCAAUUUAAUUUUUGUAGAAGCGAUCAAUGGUGGCAUCAAAGGCAAGUCACUUUUGAUUAGGGAGUUAAUUAGCCCCUCCCCCAAAGUGUAAAAAUAUUCGUUAUUCUCCUUAAAAUUGAUAAAUGAGCGUUUUGAAGGAUUAGAUAUCUGGGGUAACCAGAAUUUUUAGAAGGGAAUAGCAUGGAAAUGAUGCACCAAGAGGGUCUUUUUCUAAUAUUCAAGGGUUUCACGCCAAAAUAAAGUAAAUCGAAAAACUUCACAGAGGAGUAAGAUCAGAAAGAGAUGAAUUAGAA